Messenger RNA from Anisakis simplex (herring worm), 210 nucleotides. The record is from the annotation of a GenBank genome assembly. Lineage: Eukaryota; Metazoa; Nematoda; Chromadorea; Rhabditida; Anisakidae.
AUGCAGCGAUCACAUAGUCUACAAAGUUCACUGAAACGUUCCGGAUGUCCUUCAUCCGGAAAAUCGGUACGGUUCGCCGAUUGGGAUGGUGCAUCAUUGACACGAGUUCGUCACUUGAGUGCUGAUAGCGUGUGUCAACGAACCGAACAACCAAGUACUUCUGAUGAGCAACUCGAAAAGACACACAAUCAACAAACUAGAGUCAGGUAA